Clarias gariepinus (North African catfish) is the source of this 3212-nucleotide messenger RNA. It is a transcript of the gene eps15l1b, whose product is annotated as epidermal growth factor receptor pathway substrate 15-like 1b. Gene Ontology annotation, molecular function: protein binding; calcium ion binding. Gene Ontology annotation, biological process: endocytosis; endosomal transport. Lineage: Eukaryota; Metazoa; Chordata; Actinopteri; Siluriformes; Clariidae. The transcript is spliced from 24 exons. The coding region runs from base 27 to 2681 and encodes 884 amino acids. Gene Ontology annotation, cellular component: cytoplasm; plasma membrane. The record is from RefSeq and is a predicted model, not a curated record.
UCGUUAGCUGCGCGUGCACGAGAUCGAUGAGCAACGCCGUGCACGCGCGGCAGACAGAAGCCGGAAACAUGGCGGCGCUCAUGUCACUGACUCAGAUAUCAAAUGGAAACCCAGUAUAUGAAACCUUUUACAGACAGGUCGACCCAGGAAACUUGGGCAAAGUCGGGGCGGCAGAAGCAGCACAGUUUUUAAAGAGGUCAGGACUUUCAGACAUUAUUCUGGGCAAGAUUUGGGAUUUGUCCGACACAGAGAGAAAGGGCUACCUGGACAAGCGGGGCUUCUUUAUUGCUCUAAGACUUGUUGCUUUAGCUCAGAAUGGCAGCGAUGUCAGCCACGCCAGCCUGAGCCAGACCAUGUCACUACCUGCUCCUAAAUUUAGAGACACAAGCAGUCCAUCUUUAAUAUCAGCAUCUUCCAGUGACUCUACGUGGACAGUGAAGUUUGAUGAAAAAUCUAAGUAUGACGGCAUAUUCGAGAGUCUUUUGCCCAUCAAUGGGCUUCUGUCAGGAGAUAAAGUAAAGCCAGUCCUCAUCAAUUCAAACCUGCCUCUAGAUGUGCUUGGGAAGAUUUGGGAUCUCAGUGACAUUGAUAAAGAUGGACAUCUGGAUAAAGAAGAGUUUGCAGUGGCUAUGCAUUUGGUAUACCGAGCCCGAGAGAAAGAACCAGUUCCUUCCAUUCUACCAAUAUCCAUGAUUCCUCCAUCCAAGCGGAAGAAGAGUGCAAUGGGUCUGCCUGGUUCUGUGCCCGUUCUGCCCUCUAGUCCUUUCCUCAUGAAGGAGAGCCUUCGUCCCACAGCUCCUCUCUCCAAGAGCCCUCUGACCAUCGGUUCCAACCUCUCGCCUUCAAACUCCUUCAGGAGCUCCAGCCCAAGUCGUAGUCUCAGCCCAGCACCACAGCUGACUGUUUCAACAAACUGGGUGGUGCCGCAGGAAGACAGGGAGCAGUAUGAGGAAAUCUUCGAGCUGGCUGACUCUGAUUUCGACGGAAUGGUCGGAGGGGGUGAAGUUAAGGACAUCUUCAUAAACUCAGGACUGCCCCAGACUGUCCUGGCCCACAUCUGGUCACUGGCUGACACCAAAAGUGUAGGGAAACUGACCAAAGAGCAGUUCUGUCUGGCUAUGCACCUUAUUCAGCAGGCGGUCAAAGGUGCUGACCCACCUAAGAGCCUGAACCCUGAUAUGAUUCCUCCUUCAGAGAGGGGUUCUGCUCCUCCAACCGCAAUCUCAUCAGAAAUCUCCUCAUCAGUGGUUUUUGAGUUGCCUGCAUUCUCCAGUUUGUCGAGAGAGGUUAUUAGUCCAGUGGUGCCAGUGGAGUUGACAGGAAACAAAGAGCUUGAUGACAUUAGUCAAGAAAUAGCACAGAUUCAGAGUGAGAAGCGCAGUAUAGAGCUGGAGAUCAGGCAGAGGGAGGAGACGCUUCGUCAGAAGAACAGUGAAGUGCAUGGCAUGCAAUUAGACCUGGAGCAAGAGAACAGCGGUGUGCGAGAGCUAGAGCGGCAGACCCUGGACGCUCAGAACAGACUGCAGGAGAUGGAGCAUCAGAGGAGCAAACUGGAGAGCAAAGUGUCCGAGGCCAAGAGCAAAUUCCAGGAGGAGAGCAGCAAGAUCUCCUCUUUGCAGACGCAGAUCAUAUCUCAGGAGGCGAUUCAGCAGACCCAGGAGAAGGAGAUGAACAGGACCAAGACUGACUUGUACUGCCUGGAGCAGGAGGAGAAGCAGCUGGAGGAGAGUCUGCGUGCAGGAAAAGCCAAACUAGAGAGCAUCCUAAAACUGCUCAAAACCUCUCAGAAUGAGAUGACUGAGGUACAGGAAGAGAUCUCUCAGAUCCAGGAGAGCCAGAAGGAGCUGAAUAAGACCAUUGAGCGCUUCGACAAAGUUCUCAACAGCAGCAUGAGCAGUCUGGCAGAAAUUGACCAGCUCCUUGCUGAGGAGGGUUCGGGGCUCAGUAGCACCGUGGAGGACUCCUCCUUCAAGUCGAGGCUGGCUAUGUUUAACAACAACGCGGCACAGAACUUCAGCGUGGAUCCCUUUCAGACUGAGGACCCCUUCAAAAGCGACCCCUUCAAUAAAGCCGACCCGUUUGGAGGAGAUCCGUUCAGACAGAGCGACCCUUUCAAAGACCCAUUCAGCAGCUCGGAUCGCUUCACAAAAAGCCCCAACAGCCCGUUAAACGCCAGCCCUUUUGGAAGGCAGGGGAAUCUCACAUCCGUCACUUCUCCCAAGUUUAAAGACUCAGAUCCCUUUGCCUCAACGGACACUUUUGACUCUUUUGGCGGGAACGGUGGCUUUGCAGACUUUGGAAACAUGUCAAAGGGCUCCGGCGGGCACCCGAAAAGCCGAAAACCCACCUACCCGCUGCCUCCACCCAAAAAAUCUGUACCAGCUAGACCAGCACCACCUCCUUAUGCAGGAGUUGCAGCUCAUAGGCAAACGCUCGGUGUUUCCCGCUUUCCAACGCCGAACAGAGACUCUCGCUCCUCGUCGCCGUCCAGUAGAUCCGCCUUAACAGACUCUCUUGCUCUCACAGACCUUAGAGCCUUCGGAAAUGAAGUCGAACAGCUGGAGUGGGCCAAGCGAGAGAGUAAGAGGGAGGAGGAGCGGGUGAGGAAGCUCCGCCUCCAGGAGCAGCAGGAUCUGGAGCUGGCUCUCGCUCUCAGCCGGGUUGACAUGUCCAGAACGUGAGGCUAGUCCACAGCGUGUUGUCCAGAGCCCAGCGCUGCACUGUAGCCAUCCUAAAUACCGCUUCCUCCGAGGGUAAAAAACAACAGAACACAGGGUCCAUUGAAAUUCUCACUGUCGAGCGUUUUUCCCCUGAGCUUUGAGGCUCGCAUAACUCAGUUGUUUUCCCUGCUGCUAAAAUUGCACUCAAUCCCACAUUGCCUUACACACGGGGCAAAACCAAAUCUCUCAUGGGUGCUUCCCAGGUUCGGAUUUUAACGCAUUGACAAAACUAUACUGAACAAAUAGCAGAAUAAAUUUCUUUUAUUUUAAUUUUUUUUAUUAUCUCGGGGCAAUACAAAAUGCAACACUGUUAGCAGUGUGUGGCGUGUCACCAUUUAGUGGCCUUGAUUAGAAAAAGAUUCUUCUUCUGCUCUGUUGGCUUUGGCACUGAAACAACUUCUUUUAUUCAGGAGUUUAUACACAAAAUGCACCUCAAUGAACUGUAUUUAUUAUUUUCUAGCAUACAUCGUUUUAUAAACACAUUUAUUGGUA